Molecule: messenger RNA, 1422 nt
Organism: Sycon ciliatum
Lineage: Eukaryota; Metazoa; Porifera; Calcarea; Leucosolenida; Sycettidae
Exons: 1
Coding region: 1-1422 (473 amino acids)
Biological process (GO): chromatin remodeling
Cellular component (GO): nucleus
Source: RefSeq, a predicted model, not a curated record
AUGGACAUCGUUGGCCUCCAGGAGACGCUUUGGUUUGGCUCUCAUCAAUAUACUGUCGGAGAUUGCUUAGUUUUGACAAGUGGUCGCCCAACACCGACUGGGGAUGAGCCUGCUCGUCGUGGUGAAGGGGUUGCUGUCGUUUUGCGAGGCAGAUGCAGGGAGGCAUUUGAACGCGGAGGCUCUCGCUGGACGGCGGUCAGCUCCAGACUCCUGUCAUUGCAGGUAAAAUUCGUAUGUGGUCGGAAUCAGUCUGUGUCUUGCCUGCACUUCGCUGUGGCGUAUGCCCCCACGUUUGUCAGGCCCCGUGAGGAGAAAACUCAAUUCUACGCAGAUGUCCAGUCCUUCAUUGACAGUAUUCCCAGGAACGAUCAAUUCGUCCUUCUUGGUGACUUCAACGCCCGUGUUGGCAGUGCUGGUGCGGAUGGUGACUGGUCAAGUGUCAGAGGCCCUCAUGGUUUUGGUCGAAUGAACUCAGCUGGAGAGGAUUUGCUCAAUUUCUUGUCCAGAAAUGGUGCCCUCAUAUGUAACACGUGGUUUCGGAAGAAUGAUGUUCAUAAGCAUACCUGGUUUCAUCCUCGAUACAAACAGCCUCACUGCAUUGACUACUGCAUCAUUCCUCAGAGCCGACGCUCCCAGUGUAUUGAUUGCCAAGUCAUCCGGUCUGCGGAAUGUGAUACCGAUCAUAAAUUCUUGGCUAUGAAAUUGCGCCUGGCAGAGAAUCCCUGUUUCCAUCGUACCCGUGCUGUCAUCAGAAAACCCAUUGCUGUGUCCAAGCUGUUGUGCAAGCCUGGCGGAGAUGACGAACCGGACACUCGUAAGGUCUUUCGCGACAUGCUGGAUGCAGAUUUGGAGGGAGCCUGGUCGCAUGAGCCAUCCUUGGAUGACUGGUGGACUACCAUCAAGACAACAACUAUCAAGGUUGCAGAGGAUUGCUUGGGCAGAGAGAGCCGUAGACAGCCGGAGUGGUUUCGGGAUAGUCAGGCAGAGCUUGAACCUUUCCUACUGGAGAGGGAUCGGCUGUUUGCUGUUUGGGUGUCUACACGCAAAGUCAGUGAUUGCAAUGCCUAUAAGUGUGCCCGCAGCUCCGCGCGGAGGGAAGUCAGACGCGUCAAGCAGGAAUGGCUACUCAGCAAGGCCCAGGAUUGCAAACGUUUCAGCCUCACGUCCAAGGGUGGCUGGGAGUGCAUCAGACACAUCCAGGCUGCGUUUCAGGGACUAAAACCGAAGGUCACAACAGCGAUCAAGAAUUCAAUGGGACAGGUUUGUGACACCCCCGAGGCCACGAACAUGCGGUGGCGGGAGCACUUUGGGAGAGUUCUCAAUAUCGUCAGCGACUUUGACGUGGAAACCCUUGACUCUAUUGACCAGCGUCCGGUCUUGGGUGGAGCUUGCGGAUGUUCCCGACCGUGUGGAGAUUCGUAA